CAGUAAGUAAUUCGUGUCAGCACAGUGCGCAUACAACCAACACUGACUGCAAAAAGUUUGAACUAAAAAAUUAGGAAAUGGACUGUACUUACCGUAAGGGUAAUACUGUAUACUGUAAUGAUGUAUAAUCAACCGUUGAUGGGUAGCGCGGCGCGCGCUGGGGUCGUUGCUAGUCCAUUACUGCGCCCUUAUAACUAAUUAGCUCAUCUGGAUCCUGUCGUCUACCAAUGUUUCAUUUGUUUUUCCUGUUUGCUCUUGUAUCCCUGGACAAGCGGGCAUAAUGGACCGCUUUCUCGGCGCUGGUGCCGCGGUUGUGCUGUUGUUGGUCGCGCUACCUGCAAGCCGCGGAUGUCCAAGCCAAAAGGGACGUAGCGUGGAGUCGGUGGACAGAUUGAACCAGAUCCUGAACGAAGCCAAAAAAUCCAACGGAAACGGCAGCAUGUUUUUGCGCGGGUAUGGGCGGCCGCCCUCGACCCCGAGGUUCCCGACGGCGGAAUGGCCGCCCAACACGGAGAUCAUUCGAGCGCCCGAAAGGGGAGAACUGGUCAUUCCCUGCAACAACACGAACAAUUUACAGCAGGUGUCCCACGUGUCGAUUCCGCCAGCAUACACGUACAACGGGAAGCUGUAUCCCGUCAACGAGAACGAUACCGUCGGAGACGGGUAUGCCGCGGGGAAGCAUUCCUGCUGCAACUGCACACCGGAAGCCAGCAGCCGGGGCUUCGUGCGGCGCUCCUGGUCCGUCUCCGAGUACGAUCCGGCCACUGGUGCGUUCGCCAUCACGCUGCACAACUUCACGGCCUUCGCCAGCGGUCUGUACGAGUGCCUGCACUCCAACGGCCGCCAGCUGGUGGUGACGCAGCGCUACGGGGUCAUCGCCACGCUCCUCCGCCACGAGGUCUUCGACCCGCCCAUGCAGAACGUCACCGUCCGCCUCGGCGACCCCGCGGAGAUGGUCUGUCCCGUCCGCUUCAACUUCAACCGGAAGCGCUGAUCCGCCGCUUCCUGUGGCGCAAGGGACACUUCCUGCUGAUGCCCGCAUCCAUUCCGGAGGUAGCCGACGAGGCCGAAGCAUGGCGGGGCUUCAACGGGCACUUUGAGGUGGGCGUGCGGCCGCCCUGUGUGUGCAGCGCCACCAUGAAGAUCAACAGCGUCACCUGGGAGCACGCCGGUGUGUACGAGUGCUGGUUCCGCAUCGACGACCGCCUGGAUGAAUGGAUCAUGCAGGAGGCCCAUCUGCACGUCGUUUAAGCGGGUCAGCGGUGCGCCAACGGUUUUCAAAAUGCAGGCUGCUCAGCAUCGCCUCUGCGGCUCUGCCUGUACAUAUCGUUGACCAGUCAGCUCAUGGCUUAUGGGAUUGGUCAAUAUUCUUUGGAUGAUUUGGCUUUACUCUCUUUAUUCUUUAUUUAUUUAUUAAUUUUAGCGCGGUAAUGCGGCUUCUGUUUCCAAAACUGUUGGUUGUUCGAAAUAGCUAAGAAGAGUUCUUUUCAUUUCUUCUACAUACAGUAGCUUAAGUGGCUUCCCAGUGUUUCGUUGUUUUCUUGUUAGGUAUUGAGAAAUACUUAUGUAUAUUUAUUUACUGAGCGCGCUUCCAGAGAACUUACUGAUCUGU
This is a messenger RNA of Paramacrobiotus metropolitanus, 1612 nucleotides long. RefSeq lists its product as uncharacterized. The transcript is spliced from 3 exons. Bases 281 to 994 code for a protein of 237 amino acids. The record is from RefSeq and is a predicted model, not a curated record. NCBI's taxonomy places the organism in Eukaryota, Metazoa, Tardigrada, Eutardigrada, Parachela, Macrobiotidae.